ACAAAAUAGUGAGAGUGGAAAGUCUGCAAAAAAGGCUGCGCAUAUAGAUUUGGUGUUGUGCCGUACCCGACCCCUACGGUGCAUCAUUCUCGGACGCAAACGUGUUCGGCCACGCCGCAUGUUCGUCUCAACCACGAGGUAAACGUUACAGUAACCAGGAUUCCAGAGGCAUUGCUCUUUCGACAUGUCUUAGGGAUGGAGUGCAAAAUCAGAGGGCUAUGAUAGUGAGUACAUGAGGACAUAACGUUCUGAGCGGUCCUUCCGCAUCUCGUGAUGUGCAGGGGGUCAACCGGCCGACUCAACAACGACAAUGGCUUCACGACCCAGUGCCCACGAUGCCGCCGGCAUGCCUCGAAUCCAGGAUACCCUCCGUACUCCUGAGGACUUGGAAAAGAUAACAAGCUUAAAGGCUGAGAUCAGUCGCAAAAAGGGUGAUAUCGACGCGAGGUUACAUGAAGGAUUGAAAGAUCAUUUGGCUUCUACACAGAAUGGCAUGUCAACCUUGGCCGAGGGGCAGAAGUUGGUGGAGCAGAUCAAGGAGGAAAUGAAGAGCAUUCAUGACCUUUGCGAACAGGCGCAGGCAAUCCGCAAAAAUCUGCCUCAGCUGGAUUACCUCGCCCGAGUACAUCGAAACUUCGAGGCAACACGUGCCAUGCAAGCUGGUCUGAACAACUUUGAACGUGAUUGCUCCAUUGUGCAAAGACUUCUGGAGGACGACGAAAAUGAUAUUGAGAACCAGCCAAACCUGCUCGAGGCUCACAUGCGCUUGACCAGGCUACGUGAUUUUCGAGAUGAGGCGAUGGAUCAGAUCAAGCGUGGAAAAGACACUAGCCUGGAACAGACCCUACUCGACUGGUUCCAGCAGCUUGAGAACAUCAUUGAUGAUUUUGACGCCCAUGUUGGCAGCAUCUGCAUGAACCUGAUCCAGCACGUGCAGAAUGACAACACUGGUCUCAUUGUACGAGUUGCUAUUGUGAUUGCUUCAGAGGAGAAGAACGAUGAUCGAGUUCGAGCCUUGCAGGAUGCGCAGAAGGACCAUCAGGACUUGGUCAGCAAAUUCACAUCCUUUACGAUCGGUCCCAAGAAGAUGCGUGGAUACAAAGAGAAAUUUAUCCAAGCCAUUAAGAUGGUUGCUCAAGACAAGUUCGAUGAGACGAGGCGAAGUUUUGAUGAAGACCCUUCCCGGCUCGAUAAGGCGACCAGGUGGUACUUUAACGAUUUAUUUACCUGUAAGGAAGGCAUGCAGAAUCUUUUCCCGAAAAAGUGGAAGAUCUUCGACACCUAUGUCAAUAUCUACCACAAGCAUAUGCACGACUUCCUGCUCUCGUAUGUGGACGCUGAAGACCUUCGCCCUCCACAAAUGCUCGGCAUUGUACACUACAUCGACAUGUACUACCAAAAGAUGAGCAAACUCGGCGUCAAACAGACACAGCUGCAACCUCAUGUUCUCGAUUCUCGCGAAGGAGACCUCAUACGCGACUACAGAAACAUCAUCACAAAAGCCCUCAAUUCCUGGAUCGACAGGAUGUAUGUCGCGGACAGAAAGAAUUUCCUGUCACGAUCUACCGAUGCCAUCGAACAAGAUCCCGAUGGACAUUUCCGAACCAAAACUCUUCCCGACUUGUGGCGUAUGUUACACGAACAGGCUGAGGCAGCAGGCGACUCCGAACGCGAAGAUGUGGUCGAGGGUGUAAUGAGCGCCAUGUUCACUGCCUUGAAAUCGAGACAACAACAAUGGGAGAAGCUCAUUGAUGAAGAAGUGGAAAGAUACAAGAAUCCGACACCCGAGCAACUCGAAAAUUUGCAGCCUCUUCAGGAUUGGCUUCUCGCCAUCGCCAACGACCAGAUAGCCUGCGUCGACGACGCUGCAGGCGACGUGAUAGAUGACCCUAGCGCACAGAAGGGUUAUCUCACUCGCUUCAGAGAGGACUUCACCAGACUGCCUACGCCUCCUUCCGCGAAAUUCUUGUCCACCAACGGCACAACCGAGUUAGACGCUCUGAGAGACGGCUACGUUGAUUUGUCCACACACUGCAUCAAUGGCUUCGUGCAAUUGAUCUUCAGAGUCGAUUUCCGUACGAUCAUGGCGGAGUUAUUCGUGCCAGGGAAGUGGUAUGAACAAGCUGCAAUGCAGCGUAUCACCACAACGUUCGAUGAUUACAUUGGCGACUACGCUGCAGUGUUGCACCCAUCACUGCUGGAUAUUCUGAUCGAGGAACUUUCCGACGCGUUGUUGGUCAAUUACCUGACAGCGAUCCGCACGAAUCGUGGAGUAAAGUUCAGGCGCGGCGAGCCGUUCCCUGCUAAGUUCAGGGAUGAUGUACUGGCUGCAUUUGCCUUCUUCGAGAAGUACCCUGACGGUUUCAACGAGACUAUCAAGCCGAAGUGGAAAGCGGUGAAUUUCACAGUACAGCUCCUGGAAGCCGACAAAAUGGAGGUCGUGGGUGUUUACGAACAAUUCAAGCGGGAGUUCUGGGAUUUACAAUUAAGUUGGGUGGAAGGCGUCUUGAAGACUCGCGAUGAUUGGGAUCGAAGUAUGAUCACUGCAGUCAAACGGGCUGCUGCUAGCACUUAUGCAGAACGUGGCGCCGAUACUGUCAUGGGCAAGGUCAAGUGAGGUGUGGCCUGAAGACUGUCCAGACUGUCCAGCAGUCUGAAACUAUCAAUGAUACCCCCUAUUCUACAUUUUUCGAGCCUACAUCACAACCGAUGUGCUCGCUGCAAGUCUAAGGUCAGAAUUCUCCUUGGAAUUUAGCCGUUACAAAAGA
Messenger RNA from Exophiala viscosa, 2768 nucleotides. Its product is annotated as exocyst complex component 3. Lineage: Eukaryota; Fungi; Ascomycota; Eurotiomycetes; Chaetothyriales; Herpotrichiellaceae. Gene Ontology annotation, molecular function: SNARE binding. The coding region runs from base 311 to 2617 and encodes 768 amino acids. Gene Ontology annotation, biological process: exocyst localization; exocytosis. Gene Ontology annotation, cellular component: exocyst. The record is from RefSeq and is a predicted model, not a curated record. The transcript has a single exon.